Messenger RNA from Cooperia oncophora, 2121 nucleotides. The record is from the annotation of a GenBank genome assembly. NCBI's taxonomy places the organism in Eukaryota, Metazoa, Nematoda, Chromadorea, Rhabditida, Trichostrongylidae.
AUGAAGCGCCAUCUGCUCGUCGGACGUUUCCAUGGAGAAUCACCCAUUUUGCCAAAACCUGCUUCAAUGUACGGAGCGCAUAGUGAGCUAGAGGAAGUGGAGAAACGUGGUCGAGUUCGCUCAAACCUGUGGGCUCUCGUUCAGGUAUUACGAGAAUGUGGCGGACUACUUCUACUGUCUCCGUCCCAGCUAUGGCGCUCUGGCGCUGUGCCCUCUCAGGAGUCGGCCACGCACGAGGCCGGCGGCCGACCACGCCCUUUGGAUCAGUACAAGUUGCCGUCUAUACCACAUCUGAAUCUGGAAACCAUGCCACAGUUUUGUAACUUUUCCCGUCAGCUAGAUGUCGAAGAACACUGCCGGAGUGGCUUCGAGAACUUAUUCUGCAGCACUGACGAGAGCUUGGAUGCAUUAUUCUGCUCGGGACAAAGUGAGAGUUCAGCUCGUUGCUCAGAAUGCGCUCACAAAGUGGAAUCUAACAAAUGGGUUAUCUCAUGGUGGGAUUCUCUUGGGAAGCCUGCGGCUGGAGUCAGUGACGGCAACUACUACUGGUUAGGUGACUACGAGCUGUGUUCGAAAUUACGAAGUGAUGGCAAAUUCGAUGGACGGUACUGUAGAGUGGAACUGGAGAUCCCGGAUGCGUUAGUUGAAGAGGGCUGUGCACAGACUGAUCCACUGGCGAUAGUUCUCGGGGUUUGUAUGCCAACGUCAUGUACGGACGAUCAACUUCAUCAACUGGUUCAAGAUUAUUCACCGUACAAAACACUAAUCGACUGUGAGCUGGACGUUCGCCUUUCGACUUCGGCUCUCAUCAUGUUUGCUCCACAGAGCCUUCAUGCACUUCAUGGUCUUGAAUUUAUCACAUUUAUCUGGUUGGCCACGGCAAUGGUCUAUAACUAUAUGCAACCUUACAUUGAGAACGUCGCGUUUUCAUACGAUGGCGUCUCCUCACUGGCUACUCACCCUACUAACAACUAUUCAUAUCUGAUAGAUGGCCUUUUGGCCCUUUCUGCUCUGUAUACUACUUAUUUGCUCUAUGGAGAUGUCGCUACAGUCAGUGAUAUCGUCGAUGUGAUACGCAGUCACUUAGGGGGGGGGGGGGGGGGGGGGGGGGGGGGGGGGGGGGGGGGGUUGCUCAGAUUCUGGCCAGCUUAUGCAUUCUGUGUACUAUUCAUGUGGAUUCUGUUUCCUGAAUUGUCAGCAGGUCCUCUUUGGAUACACACGGAUACGAUGGAACGGUGCUCGAACAAUUGGUGGAAAAAUCUUUUAUUUAUUAACAAUUUUUACGGUGUCAAAAGCACGUGUGUCGACUUUGGCUACGUCGUCUCUCUAGAAGCGCUCUACUUCAUUCCUUUGGUGGUUCUGAUUUAUGUGGCCAGAACUAGACUGCUACUUGCCAAGAUCAUUUGCCGUCAUAAUCAUGUCGUUGUCGAUUUCAUGGAGUUUCUAUCGCACUUUGGAUGGUGCUCUACCGCGGCGCUUCUCACACCGUCGAACCCGUACCAUCCUGAAGAGAAGAAGUUUAAUAGCAAGGCAAGGGUUGAGCAGACCGAGCGUAUGCUGAAUGAGGUGCUUGUGUCACCACUGACCAGAGCUUCACCAACCAUAGUUGGUUUUCUGUUUGGUGUAUGCAUGUGGAAUGAGGAUGGCAUGCUAUACAAAGACAUUUUUGGAAAGGCAAUUGUUCACGGUGAUGCUGUCGUUGUGGGCAGCGCUGUCAGGACUGUUCGUCAUGUUCUCGUUGAUGCCCUUCGCUACUUCUUCGGUUGGCCAUCCGGUGUUCCUGGCCUUCUACGCCGCUUUUCAUCGACCCCUUUGGGCCAUCUCUCUUCUUUCCUUCCUCUACCUCUCACAUCAUGGUUCAUUUUGAAAAGUGGGACCUACGAGAAGUUGAAGGGUCUCGGUAGGGCCUUGGAUUCUGAAGGAAAGCGGAAAUCAUCGCUAAAAAGGUGGCAAAUGCCAAAAACUUGGAUUCAUGCCAUUCUGACGUGGCGCAUUUUCUCGCCACUUUCGAAACUCACGUGGAUCGCACUCGUCUUCACGGAACCGAUUAUUCUGUACUUCUUCUCAUCGUUGUAUCGACCAUCUUACGCUACCAAUUGGAGUACGGUAAGUGUUUUGUGA